Cooperia oncophora is the source of this 105-nucleotide messenger RNA. Lineage: Eukaryota; Metazoa; Nematoda; Chromadorea; Rhabditida; Trichostrongylidae. The record is from the annotation of a GenBank genome assembly.
AUGCACGAAACAUGCGCAACUGAUACCAAUCAAGUACAACUCGUCAUAUCGAGUGUAAUCGACACCAUAAUUCAAAAGAAUCUCCAGAAGGCAGGUAUGAUGUGA